GUCAUCAUGAGAACUUGCAUGGGCCUCUUUAAAUGUAUAUUUGUGCAAUCAUGUUUAAAUCUAGUGUAUUCACUCUGUUGAUAUAUUUUACCGUUUCCAUAUUGGCUUUGAAAAAUGUUGAAGGGUCCCGACCAGUUUUAGAAAAGACAGUAGAAGCUUUAUUCGCCGAUAGGUCUGAAGUCAUACACCCUGCAACGUGCAAAGUCUUUACAUCGUCGACGAAACAGUCAAAAAUGUGCAAGAGGGAGCCUGGUCUUCCAAACAUACUAGUCACUGCAAAACAGCAAGCUAUCACUGCUUGUGAGGAGACUUUCCAAUAUGACAGAUGGAACUGUUCUCUGGUCUUCAACAGGAAGGCUAAAAGGAGUAUAUUCAAAAAGAUAUACAGAGAGACUGCGUUUAUUCACGCCCUUAUAGCAGCAUCUGUCACUCAUGCAGUUGCAAGGGGCUGCGCUUCAGGUGAACUAUCCAGAUGUUCAUGUUUAGGCAGUUUCAAAAAUGCCUCUAACUGGCAAAUGAAAGGGGGUUGCGGCGAUGACUUUAGGUUUGGAAAAAGGUUCGCGAAAAAUUUUCUUGAAUGGAAGAACGCAGGGAAUGACCAAAUUGCGGAUUUACUGAAGCAAGAUGUGAAUAUUGGUAUAGAUUCUAUAGGUGAGCAAUUAAAAGAGGUUUGCAAAUGCCAUGGAUUUUCCGGUUCGUGUACUACGAAAACUUGUUGGAAAAAGUUAGGACCUUUUAAUUCAGCUAUGGGUUUGCUAAAGAAGCACUAUCACCAUGCGGUUAGGAAGAAGUUAGUGAAUUAUACUUCAAAAAGAGCAGUUUCGCCAAAAGUGAGGAGGAAAUUGAAGAAGGACAAGAAAAAUUUGGUUUAUUUGCAAAAGACGCCAAACUUAUGCGUUAGUACAAAGGGAAGGGUUUGUAAGGAUAGACAUAACUGCGCAACUUUGUGCUGCGGACGAGGGUUUGUUGUGGGUCAGAAAACAACAACUUCUAGGUGCAGAUGCAAAAUGGUGGAUUGCUGUUUUGUUAAAUGUGAUACUUGUGUGGAAGAAGUCGACUUUUAUACGUGUAAAUAG
Messenger RNA from Maniola jurtina (meadow brown), 1076 nucleotides. RefSeq names its product protein Wnt-4 (gene Wnt4). Bases 33 to 1076 code for a protein of 347 amino acids. The record is from RefSeq and is a predicted model, not a curated record. Lineage: Eukaryota; Metazoa; Arthropoda; Insecta; Lepidoptera; Nymphalidae. Gene Ontology annotation, molecular function: frizzled binding; cytokine activity. Gene Ontology annotation, biological process: multicellular organism development; cell fate commitment; neuron differentiation. Gene Ontology annotation, cellular component: extracellular region. The transcript has 2 exons.